UGAUGUGGAGGAAGGAGGGGCUCCCAGUCUGUCGAACACACGUACUACGGAAAUCGUUACAGGGAAGAUGGAGGAUUGUGUGGAAGUGAUGGAGAGGACCUCAUCCUGCAGCAACAUCGCUUUUGAAAGCAGGUGUACCUGUGGUAAUUGUGCAAUGAUGCCAACCAAAGGACAGAAUGUGUGCUGCAGGGAGACACCCAAGUCUCUCCCUUGCUGCCUGCUGAUGAAGGACUCCUAAAACCUCCUAAAACUCCUCUGACACUUGAACUAACCAGAGUCAGACAGAUAUGAACCAUCAGGAGAUGGAAAGUGAGCAAUUGGCAAUGCAGGAAACCAAUGCGACUCCUCACCAUUGCCAUAAUAAUUACAGUGGAUACCGUAACUACAGCAAUCAGGAAAAGCAGCACAGAUGCUGUGAGGCCCCAGCUGGAGGCAGUGAUGGUGGCAGAGCCAGGGCACUACAACUGUGUCACCCACAGAAUGAGCGAAGCAUUGAGCCGCUGUAUGGAGCUCAGUCUCCACAGCCCCAGCAGACACAGCCUAUUCCUAGACCUGCGGUGACACGUUACCGAAGACAGGGGGAUAACAAGGCCCAGAUCAGAGUUCAACAUCAGAGGCAUAGACAGAGGCUGCAGAGAGAGGCAGAGAGAGCACAACACCAGAAUGAGCAAUGCCAUCCAGAGAUGACCAAAGAAGAUGAACGAGAGAGGGACAAUUCAGUGCUGGCCCGUUCAGCAAGCACUGAGAGUGGCUUUCACACCCAUACUGACCGGGCUGAGGGGGAUGAUGGUCUGGUCAUGAUGGUUUUGGAGACUGAGGCACAGCCAGAGGCAGAGGACAAGGCUGGGAACUAUGAAGUCCAGCUAAGGCCAGAGGCAGAGGGAUACACUGAGAGUGCUGAGGCUGAACAGCAACAUCUCCAUUCACAACAUAACUAUCCUCAACCCCCCCGCAUGACACAUGAACCCCUGCUUAAUAUCCCAAGCCCCCACAGACAGGAUGAUUCAGAAGAAACACUGAAUGCUGGAUAUUCCAGCUACAUCUACACCCAACCCCUCAGCUACUCCAGAGCAAGGGCCGAUGUCUUGGUUGGUCUGCAGUUGGAGAGUUUUGAUAACGGACUAGUAGAUGAAGCCUAUUCUGAGCCAUAUGACAUUUACUCAUUGUCUGAGCAUGUAUAUGAGGAAAUCUGCGAAGCCCCACCAUCAGUUUCAUCUGCUGCAAAUGGGGCUGGAAACACAGAGUCUCUUGAACAGAGAAAGGCUGGCUUUAAACUGUUGGAGGGCCAGGCAGUAGGUGGUGACUACCAUCAGCAGGAGGCAGUGGGUUCCCGAUUGCGCCACUAUGAUGAACGCUCGGAUGGCGAGUCAGACAGCCCAGAGAAAGAGGCUGAGUUUGCCCCAUACCCCCGUGCUGACAGCUGUGAGCAGGUGGAGGACAUUGACAGCAUUGUGGGUGAGGUAAAAGAAAGCCGAAGCUCUCAGAGUCUUCUUUGUAAUGCAGAGGGCACAAUGUAUGAAAAAGGUGAGCUACCACAGGAUGUAGAAAAACCUCAAAAUAAGUCCCAGAUUGACUCUGAUAAACAUCAAAAAGCCAACUACCGGGGGAAGCCAGCCACACAACUGUCUGUUAGUCCUUCAGAGGACCCUGUAGCAAUGAGGAACAGUUGUGAGAAGAGGGACACCAUAUCUCUAGCUAUCAAGGACAUUAAGGAGGCCAUAGAGGAGGUGAAGACCAGAACAGUGAGAUCUCCUUACACACCUGAUGAGCCCAAGGAGCCCAUUUGGGUAAUGAGGCAGGACCUGAGCCCCACUGUCAAGUGUGACAUUAAGCCACUGGGAGGUGAUUCUCCUGGUUCAAGCUCACCCUCGCCUCCAGGAGCAGAGUCAUCCCACAGAAGUCUGCUGCAGGAUUACAGCGGUGAAAUUUCUCCUUCUAGUAAAGAGUCCAGAAGAAGCCUUGCUUCCUUCCCCACAUAUGUAGAGGUCCCAGGCCCAUGUGACCCAGAGGACCUGAUUGAUGGAAUCAUCUUUGCAGCCAACUACCUUGGCUCCACUCAGCUGCUCUCGGAUAAAACAUCAUCCAAGAACGUCCGCAUGAUGCAGGCACAGGAGGCCGUCAGCCGCAUCAAGGUCCCUCAGGAUGCGCCUCAGCCCAUGACAGAGGUGGAUCUCUUCAUUUCUACUCAGAGAAUCAAAGUGCUCAAUGCAGACUCCCAGGAGACCAUGAUGGAUCACCCUUUGCGGACCAUCUCCUAUAUUGCUGACAUUGGCAACAUCGUGGUUCUGAUGGCCCGGCGCAGGAUACCUCAACCUGAAUCUCAGGAGAAUGUUGAAGCCUCAGACCCGGGUCAAGAAAGCAAGCGCCAAUACAAGAUGAUAUGCCAUGUAUUUGAGUCUGAGGAUGCCCAACUGAUUGCACAAUCCAUUGGACAGGCCUUUAGUGUAGCUUACCAGGAAUUCUUACGGGCUAAUGAUAUUAACCCUGAGGACCUUAGCCAGAAGGAGUACAGCGACCUGCUCAACACUCAGGACAUGUACAAUGAUGACCUUAUCCACUUCUCCAAGUCUGAGAACUGCAAAGAUGUGUUCAUAGAGAAAGCUAAAGGAGACAUUCUGGGUGUUGUCAUUGUGGAGAGUGGGUGGGGCUCCAUCCUACCUACUGUCAUCAUUGCCAACAUAAUGCAUGCUGGGCCGGCUGAGAGGUCUGGCAGACUGAACAUAGGAGACCAGAUCAUGUCAAUCAAUGGAACCAGUCUGGUGGGACUGCCAUUGUCCACCUGUCAGAGCAUCAUAAAGGGUCUGAAGAACCAGUCUCAGCUCAAGCUCAACAUAGUCAGAUGUCCCCCAGUGACCACUGUUCUCAUCAGACGUCCAGACCUCCGCUACCAGCUGGGCUUUAGUGUCCAGAAUGGCAUUAUUUGUAGCCUUAUGCGUGGAGGCAUUGCUGAACGAGGCGGGGUAAGAGUGGGUCACCGCAUCAUUGAAAUCAACAGCCAGAGCGUGGUUGCCACGCCUCAUGAAAAAAUUGUUCACAUCUUGUCCAAUGCUGUAGGAGAGAUCCACAUGAAGACAAUGCCUGCAGCCAUGUACCGCUUGCUGACCGCGCAGGAGCAGCCUGUUUACAUGUGACAAGACAAGACACACACCCUUCAAACUUCCUGCAAUCAAGUCACUUUCCAAGUCAACCUCAUUUGUUCAGCCAGGGCUCAUCCUAACUCUUCCAUCCACAGCCAGUGCAGUGGAUAGGAGUUGUAUUGAUGUUUUUUUUGCCUCAUUUUAAGCAAUGAUGAGCGUUUUGGUCCUCGUUUUAUUAGGUAAAUGAGAACCACAGUGGCAUGAAGAUGGGAACAUCCAACCCUGACCAUCACACCCUGUUCGUACAUCUACCAUGCUGCUAUUUCACUGGCAGAACACUGCCUUUUUACCUCCACCAAAGUUCUCUGCACAACACAGAACCCUCCACAGCGAGAAGAUCUGUGUUUUGCUGACAAUUCUGUGUGAACACACUCCCUCUUUAUCACAUUACACAUUGGCUGCAUUUUUGAAAAAUCGACUCUCCUUAAAUUUUGCUCCUCACAUUUCUAACAGGACAGGUUUGUGACUCUACUGUAGUCGAUUAUUACAAUGGUUGUGUUUUUGUCAUUCCACUUGUUUCAUUAAUGUAUUCUCUGCACAUAGCUCCAGUAGUAGUUCCAGUCCUCAUGUAAUAACCACAUUUAGCCUAAAACCAUUCAAACACCAGGGUAAGCAGGUACAUAUAUAAGAUAGAGAAAUGUAGUCUGAAUGACCCCAGGCUGAUAAAUACUUAAACUGUAUAUGAAUAUUCAUUUCAAUGCUACUCUGACAUUAAAUUUCACACAAACAGUAACAAGAGCUCUUGUUUACCAUUCUUUUUUUGUGAUAAACUGCAAUAAACUCAUUUUACUUGGGAGGGAGGCAUUAUGCCCUUUGUAAGGCUUUAAAUCGGUGUAGGAGAUUAAGUUAAGUGGCACUGUCAAUAGCUUACCUGUAAAUGUCACAUCAAAGCAGAACUUGGACGUGUGACUGAAAACAGUGAAAGCUGUAAAGUUGAUCUAAAUGAAACCUUCCAUUGAAGCUGCUUUGUGUUAAGAGAAAACAUCACAUUUAAGGAUUAGAUCUGAGAACAGGGGGGCCUGUUACCCAAAUCUGAUGAAAAAUACGGGAAAAAAUUAAAAAGGUCAAGGCUCUACUAUGGAUAUCUUUGAAAGCCUGACUUUCCCUGUAGUUGAGUUCAAUAAAGGCAUUGGACACAAUUUGAGAAUUCACCCUAACAAACAAUAUUUAAGCUCAGGUGCAGCACUUAACAAACUACAAAAGUCAUACAAAACAGUGCAAUCAUUCUGUUAAAUAAACCUCCCACUAAUGAAAUCCAUUGUAAAGGACUUUUUCAGGGAUCACCAAAGACCCUCUCAACUAACCUUUGUAUAUGUAGCUUAUAUGUAGCUUCAUUUAGCUUCGUAAAUGGUUGAGAAUGACUUUUUAAUGUUUCUAUAAAAUGCAUUAAAUUGGAAUUAUUAAAUUCAAAUGUGAAGACAGAGUAGGAUGAAAGACCUUUUCAAUGAAUAGGAUAUAUAUUAUCGGGAUUAUGGCAUUGUUAUGACCCUGGUCUUUUUAAUGCAUAAGUUUAGUUGUUCCUCAACUGAAAUACAAAACUUAUGUAUUCUGACAAAUUUGUAGUUUGUCCAUUCUAGUGCGCUCAGUUGGAGGCAAUUCUGUUUUAAGAUUAUACAGUGAAAAGAUACUGACAGACAUCCAGGAAGACAGAAACAGGCAGCAAUUCAGCAAAUCUUCCCCUUGAAAGGAUUUCCGGUCCACCACUGCUCUACCGCAGCCAUUUUUCAUUUUCUGAAAUGCAAACUGUUCACAAGUUCAAUUUUUCAG
Molecule: messenger RNA, 4904 nt
Organism: Paralichthys olivaceus (Japanese flounder)
Lineage: Eukaryota; Metazoa; Chordata; Actinopteri; Pleuronectiformes; Paralichthyidae
Gene: apba1a
Product: amyloid beta (A4) precursor protein-binding, family A, member 1a
Biological process (GO): chemical synaptic transmission
Cellular component (GO): dendritic spine; plasma membrane; cytoplasm
Molecular function (GO): amyloid-beta binding; protein binding
Source: RefSeq, a predicted model, not a curated record